Protopolystoma xenopodis is the source of this 267-nucleotide messenger RNA. The record is from the annotation of a GenBank genome assembly. NCBI's taxonomy places the organism in Eukaryota, Metazoa, Platyhelminthes, Monogenea, Polystomatidea, Polystomatidae.
AUGUCACCGGAAGUGAGUGGGAAUAAGGAUACAGCCAGACAAAUGGAGAUUUGGGUAAGCCGGCUUUUCUUCUGUCGCUACUACGCCCAGUUGCAUCAGCUCUCCGCGUUGCAGGUCCUCGACCGGCAUUACGUCUACUCAUACUUCCGCUGGCCUAUUCGGUCGACCGAUGCCAUAGGCCAGUCGGUAGGCAAGGCGACCGGAAUUGAAUAUCACACUUUGGCGACUACGAAAAAGGCUCCCGAUAGAAAGUCCAGCCCAAAGUAA